AUUGCUCUCCCUAUAUAUUGGAGCCCCGUGGAGACGCAUCUCCUCACCGACGUGGUCCGGGCAGCAGCAUGCAGGCAGAAUCAGCUCCUUCCAUUCCCCACCAGAAGAUGACAUCCAGCACAGCCUCCAGCUCUGCCCGGUGUGGAGCGUGCGGUCCCGGCUAUGCCUCUCCCCUGGACGCCAUGAAAGGUCCGCGGGAGGAGAUUGUGUACGUGCCCUGCAUCUACAGGAACACCGGCAGGGGGAAACCCGACUUUCUGGCCACUGUGGAUGUUGACCCCAAAUCUCCGCACUACAGCCAGGUGAUCCACCGCCUGCCCAUGCCCAACCUGGGGGAUGAGCUGCACCACUCGGGCUGGAACACCUGCAGCAGCUGCUUUGGGGACACCACCAAGAAGAGGAACCGCCUGAUCCUCCCCAGCCUGAUCUCCUCCCGCAUCUAUGUGGUGGAUGUGGGGACCGAUCCCCGAGCUCCCAGGCUCUUCAAGGUCAUCAAUCCGGAGGACGUCUUCUGGCAGUGUGACCUGGGCUACCUGCACACCUCCCACUGCCUGGGCAGCGGAGAGGUGAUGAUCAGCACGCUGGGAGACCCGGCCGGCAAUGGGAAAGGUGGCUUCGUUCUGUUGGAUGCAGAGACCUUCGACAUCAAGGGGAACUGGGAGAAGGGCGACAAGAACCCGCCGAUGGGUUACGACUUCUGGUACCAACCGCGCCACAACGUCCUGAUCAGCACGGAGUGGGGAAUCCCCAAGUGCCUGGGAUACGGGUUUAACCCAAAUGACCUGAAGAAAGGGCGCUACGGCCGCCGCCUGAACGUGUGGGACUGGACGACCCACACCUACGUGCAGGCCAUUGACGUGGGUGAGGAUGCAGCACCGCUGGAGAUUCGCUUCCUGCACAACCCCGACGCGGCCGAGGGCUUCGUGGGCUGCACCAUCAGCAGCGCCAUCCACCGCUUCUACAAGACGGAGUGUGGUGACUGGGCAGCUGAGAAGGUGAUCCAGGUCCCUAGCAAGAAGGUGGAGGGCUGGCUGCUCCCGGAUAUGCCAGGCUUCAUCACCGACAUCCUCAUCUCGCUGGACGACAGGUUCCUCUACUUCAGCAACUGGAUACACGGAGAUGUCCGCCAGUAUGACAUCUCUGACACCCGCAGGCCCAGGCUGGUAGGACAGGUCUUUGUGGGGGGCAGCAUCUCCAAGGGAGGGCCCGUGGUCGUGCUCAGAGAUGAGGAGCUGCAGAGCCAGCCGGAGCCCUUUGUCAUCCAGGGCAAGAAGGUGCCGGGGGGCCCUCAGAUGAUCCAGCUCAGCCUGGACGGGAAGCGGCUCUACGUCACCACGUCGCUGUACAGCGCCUGGGACCGACAGUUCUACCCCGACCUCAUCAGGGACGGCUCCGUCAUGCUGCAGAUCGACGUGGACACGGAGAGGGGCGGUUUGAGCGUCAACCGCGACUUCCUGGUGGAUUUCGGGAAGGAGCCGGGAGGGCCCUGCAUGGCACACGAGAUGCGCUACCCCGGUGGGGAUUGCACCUCUGACAUUUGGGUUUAGGGCCGCCCGCCGCCACCUCCCAUUGACGGGUGCUGCCCCACAGCGGUGCUGAGGGCACAGCUGGAUAAAGAAGCUCGAGGUCCACAGCUGUGCUCACCCAAAAGCUUCCUGUGCCCCACACAAUGCAUCCCAUUCCCUACACCCCACAUCCUCUAUCUUGCAUUUUGCACCCCGUAUCCCAUGCCCCACAUCCCACACCUGCAUCCCAGCCCACCCUGCAGCCCUGGGGUCCCCCCGUGCCAACAGA
Molecule: messenger RNA, 1794 nt
Organism: Tympanuchus pallidicinctus (lesser prairie-chicken)
Lineage: Eukaryota; Metazoa; Chordata; Aves; Galliformes; Phasianidae
Product: methanethiol oxidase-like
Exons: 12
Coding region: 69-1547 (492 amino acids)
Molecular function (GO): selenium binding; protein binding
Source: RefSeq, a predicted model, not a curated record